UACCACAGUCCUGUCCAUGAACCGCGGCGCCGACCUAUGGUGCACCCGUCUGCCCAGGCACCACUGCCCAAAGACUACGCUUUCACCUUCUUUGACCCCAAUGACCCGGCCUGUUUGGAGAUCCUCAUGGAUCCUCGGACCACCAUCCCCGAGCUGUUCGCCAUCGUGCGUCAGUGGGUUCCUCAAGUGCAGCACAAGAUCGACGUCAUUGGCAACGAGAUCCUGAAGCGAGGUUGCCAUGUGAACGACCGCGACGGCUUGACCGACAUGACGCUGCUUCACUACAGCUGCAAGGCCGGAGCGCACGGAGUCGGCGACCCGGCGGCGGCGUUGCGCCUCAGCAGUCAGCUGAUCUGUCUGGGCGCCGACGUGAGUCUGAGGAGCCGCUGGACCAACAUGAACGCUCUGCACUACGCUGCUUACUUCGACGUCCCAGAACUGAUCCGAGUCCUGCUUAAAGCCAGUAAACCCAGAGUGUUGAACUCAACAUGCAGUGAUUUCCACUAUGGGACGGCUCUCCACAUCGCUGCCUCCAACCUCUGUCUGGGUGCAGUCAAAUGUCUGCUGGAGCACGGAGCCAACCCCAUCGUCAGGAACGAUAAGGGCCAGGUUCCAGGUGAGGUAGUUCCCGACCCGAUGGACAUGAGCCUGGACAAAGCCGAAGCCGCCAUGGUGGCUAAAGAGCUGAAGAAGUUGCUACUGGACGCCGUUCCUCUGAGCUGUAACCUUCCCAGAGCCACGCUGCCAAACUACGACAACAUCCCAGGAAACCUGAUGCUGUCCUCGCUGGGGCUGAAGCUGGGAGAGCGCGUGAUGCUGGACGACAUGAAGAGCGGCACUCUGAGGUUCUGCGGCACGACGGAGUUCGCCAGCGGUCAGUGGGUCGGCGUGGAGCUCGACGAGCCCGAGGGGAAGAACGAUGGAAGUGUGGGCGGCGUUCGCUACUUUAUCUGCCCUCCUAAACUAGGGAUUUUCGCACCAGUGUCAAAGAUUUCCAAGGCUGUGGAUCAGGCGCUCUCGUCUGUCACCUCCACCCCCCGAACGCCACGCAUGGACCUCGCCUCCCGCCUUGCCGGAAAGACCAAGAAGGAGAAAGAAAAGAAGGAGAAAGAGAAAGGUAAGUCGUCAGUCGCCAGUCUGGAUCCCGAGGGACUGAACGUGGAAGUCGGUGAUCAGGUUCUGGUGGCCGGACAGAAACACGGCAUCGUCCGCUUCUACGGAAAGACCGACUUUGCUCCAGGUUACUGGUUUGGUGUCGAGUUGGAUCAGGCGACAGGGAAACAUGACGGUUCAGUGUUUGGAGUCCGCUACUUCAGCUGCCUCCCUAAAUACGGAGUGUUUGCUCCACCUUCACGUGUCCAGAGAAUUGGAGGUCCUAAAGAAGGCUCACAGAAUGACAACUCCAUGGUGAAGAAAGUGCAUCAGGUCACCAUGUCACAGCCCAAGCGUAACUUCAACACAAUGCGUUCUCCUAAAGACCUGACCUCCGAGAGCUCCAUAUCCAGGUUGCUGUUCUGCUGUUGGUUCCCGUGGAUUAUGCGUGCUGAGAUGCAGUCUUAA
This is a messenger RNA of Scomber scombrus (Atlantic mackerel), 1560 nucleotides long. RefSeq names its product CAP-GLY domain containing linker protein 3 (gene clip3). Gene Ontology annotation, molecular function: microtubule plus-end binding. Gene Ontology annotation, cellular component: cytoplasm; microtubule plus-end; nucleus. The record is from RefSeq and is a predicted model, not a curated record. The transcript is spliced from 13 exons. Gene Ontology annotation, biological process: cytoplasmic microtubule organization. NCBI's taxonomy places the organism in Eukaryota, Metazoa, Chordata, Actinopteri, Scombriformes, Scombridae. Bases 37 to 1560 code for a protein of 507 amino acids.